AAUGGAAUAAAUGAUUUAUUUAUUCUUAAUGACUUGUUGCUCCAUUAUUAUUUUAUCAUGCAUUUACAUGCUUGCAUGGACUUAGUUGAUAUUUAGAUUCUUCAUUACAGGAAGAUUUAUGCAUCAGAAUGUCAACGUUUGUUGGGCUUAUCAAAGAAAUACCAGGCAUCUCGGUGGAUCGUUUUGAUCGAGAAAACAUAAAUUCCUCUGUGUAUUUCCUUAGCCAUUGUCAUAUUGAUCAUAUGUGUGGCUUGGGCACUACGUUUUUUGAUCACUUGAAACAGUAUAAUAAGUAUCUUUAUUGUAGUCGUAUUACUAAAGUUUUCUUAGAAGAUAAGUAUUAUGAAAACCUGCGUAAUGUAGAAACUUAUGUAAAAGAUAUCGAAGUCGAUAAAAAAGUUUGUAUUGAAUAUAGAAGUAAUUAUAACAGCGAAGAGACUGAUAUUCUUUUUGUAACGUUUAUUUCUGCUGGACAUUGUCCUGGUUCGGUGAUGUUUGCUUUUGAGAAAAUGGAUAAAUUAAUAUUAUAUACUGGAGAUUUUAGAAUCAAUCCAAAAGAUUAUCAUAAAAUAAAAUCACUGAAUUAUUGCGAUGAUUUUCCCAAAAAAUUUGAUAAUGUGUAUUUAGAUACAACAUUUUUAAGUCAUGAUUUCAUUCAUCUCCCAACAAGAAUAGAAAGUAUAAAUGUAAUGUGUAAAGUUGUGAAAAAAUGGCUAGAUGAAAGCCCAAGGAAAGUCGUUAUUCUGGAAUGUUCUGCUUUAUAUGGCUCUGAGUUUCUCUACAUGGAGCUGUCGAAAUCUUUGAAAACACUCAUUCAUGUUAAGGAAUAUGUAUACAACAGUUAUAUUCGUAUCCCAGAGUUGGCAUGUCAUGUUACAAAUAAUCCACUGGAUGCACGUAUACAUGCAUGUAUGAGUAAAAAUGCAUGUAGAUAUCGCUCAGGUUUAAAAUGUCGUACCAAUGUCCUUCAGCAGGACAUAUUAACUAUUGUGCCAUCAGUACUAAAGUGGAAGGGACGUGAUACGAGUGUAGUUGGAGAAUGGGAUAAGUUUAAUGAGAAGACGUUUAAUGUAUGUUACUCCACGCAUGCUUCUUUUGAUGAACUUAAGAAAUUUAUACAAUAUUUUAAACCAAAAAAGAUAUAUCCGUGUGUAUGUCCAGAAAACGAACAAGCUACAAUAAAUCGGUUGCUAGAUGAAAUUAGAAGAUAAAAUAAGGGCAAUGUACUUUUACAUUAUAAAAAAAAAGAUAUGUUCUUAAGUACAAAGUUAUAAAUA
This is a messenger RNA of Trachymyrmex septentrionalis, 1277 nucleotides long. RefSeq names its product protein artemis (gene Snm1). Bases 129 to 1211 code for a protein of 360 amino acids. NCBI's taxonomy places the organism in Eukaryota, Metazoa, Arthropoda, Insecta, Hymenoptera, Formicidae. The transcript has a single exon. Gene Ontology annotation, biological process: double-strand break repair via nonhomologous end joining; interstrand cross-link repair; protection from non-homologous end joining at telomere. The record is from RefSeq and is a predicted model, not a curated record. Gene Ontology annotation, molecular function: 5'-3' DNA exonuclease activity; damaged DNA binding.